UAUCACCAAGGAUUAUGGGUAAAUUGACGAGUGAAGUCUGCAGAAGUCUGCAGAAGUCUGCAUCCUGAGGCCCCUUGUGGACCUGGUAAAUUGUAGAUUUGGUCAGCCUUCAGCACUUACGGGCUUCCGGGGAACGAGUCCUUUAAGUCAGUGAGUGUGGUGAAGGCAGCACAUUUGGAUUCGGCCACACUCUCCAAAUCUCACUCUAUUACAGGGUCUUUAAUGAGGUCUUGUGGUCUCUUGAGUGGUGAAAUCAACUGUGAUGGCUAAGCUCCAAGGCUUUGACUUCUGGAAUAACACCCUGAAAGCGGCACGCUUUGUGGUGGCACCCAUGGUGGACCAGAGUGAGCUGGCCUGGCGUCUGCUGAGCCGACGACAUGGUGCUCAGCUCUGUUACACCCCCAUGCUGCACGCUCAGGUAUUUGUCCGUGACGCCAACUACAGAAGAGAAAACCUCUACAAUGAGGUUUGUGAAGAGGACAGACCUCUCAUCACACAGUUUUGUGCCAAUGAUCCAGAGGUGUUCCUUGAGGCAGCUCUGCUGGCCCAGGACUACUGCGAUGCCAUCGAUCUCAACCUGGGCUGUCCGCAGAUGAUAGCUAAAAGAGGGCACUAUGGAGUCUUCUUACAAGAUGAAUGGGAGCUGUUAGAAAAAAUGAUCAGGUUAGCCAAUGAAAAGCUCUCGGUGCCCAUCACAUGUAAGAUCCGUGUGUUCAAGGAGAUUGAAAAGACAGUCUGCUAUGCCCAGAUGCUGGAAAAAGCUGGAU
This is a messenger RNA of Lates calcarifer (barramundi perch), 767 nucleotides long. Its product is annotated as tRNA-dihydrouridine(16/17) synthase [NAD(P)(+)]-like. Lineage: Eukaryota; Metazoa; Chordata; Actinopteri; Centropomidae. The record is from RefSeq and is a predicted model, not a curated record. Gene Ontology annotation, molecular function: tRNA dihydrouridine synthase activity.